UCAGUCAUCACUCCCAAAGCCAUGCUGAACUUUGCAACUAGGAAUAAGGACAUUUCCUACAAUGGAUGUGCCGUUCAAAUGUUCUUCUUCUCUCUCUUUGGGACGACUGAGUGUUUCUUUUUGGCUGCCAUGGCGUACGACAGGUUCAGGGCCAUCUGCAAUCCUCUGCUUUACCAUGCUACCAUGUCCAAAAAGAUCUGUGCCCUUCUGGUGGCUGUUUCAUACUUCUUUGGCUUUCUAAAUUGUUGCACACAGACAGGCUUCACUUUCAGUUUGCCUUAUUGCCAGUCAAGUGAGGUCAACCAAUUCUUUUGCGAUGUCCCAGCUGUGAUGCAGGCCUCUUAUGCAGACACUUUUGUCAAUCAAAUUGUACUCCUUGCAAUGUGUGGGUUGAUCAUAGUUGUGACAGCGGCAAUUGUCCUCAUCUCCUACGGCUAUAUUGUUGCUACCAUCCUGCGCAUACCAUCUGUUCAAGGGAGACACAAGGCCUUCUCAACGUGUACUUCUCAUAUCCUGGCUGUAACCUUGUUCUAUGGGACAGCCUUCUUUAUGUAUGGCCAACCUGGGGCCAUGGCUUCUCCUAACCAAGGCAAAAUAGUAUCUGUCUUUUACACCAUUGUCAUUCCAAUGCUGAACCCACUAAUAUACAGCCUGAGGAACAAAGAAGUCAAAGAUGCCUUAGGAAGACAACUAAAAAAGAUGCAUUUUUUCCAGUAG
Molecule: messenger RNA, 717 nt
Organism: Sphaerodactylus townsendi
Lineage: Eukaryota; Metazoa; Chordata; Lepidosauria; Squamata; Sphaerodactylidae
Product: olfactory receptor 12-like
Exons: 1
Biological process (GO): G protein-coupled receptor signaling pathway; sensory perception of smell
Cellular component (GO): membrane
Molecular function (GO): odorant binding; olfactory receptor activity; G protein-coupled receptor activity
Source: RefSeq, a predicted model, not a curated record